Messenger RNA from Aaosphaeria arxii CBS 175.79, 927 nucleotides. RefSeq lists its product as uncharacterized. The transcript has 2 exons. Gene Ontology annotation, biological process: tRNA methylation. Gene Ontology annotation, cellular component: cytoplasm. NCBI's taxonomy places the organism in Eukaryota, Fungi, Ascomycota, Dothideomycetes, Pleosporales. Bases 1 to 927 code for a protein of 308 amino acids. The record is from RefSeq and is a predicted model, not a curated record. Gene Ontology annotation, molecular function: tRNA methyltransferase activity.
AUGGCUGCGCAAACUCGUUUCGAGACGAAGAAACGUCAGAUUCUGGGACAGCUUGGUGUACCCGAAGGCGAGUAUCAUGAUCUCUCCCCCAAAGGGUCGGUGGAUGAGCCAAUACGACCUUUGAUAUCUGAUAUCAAUCGCUUGGAUGGCCUGGUAACUACUAGCAGCUGCUCAGGACGAGUCAGUGUUUUUCUUGAAGGAAAGAAAAAGGGCACCACGUCAACAGAAUCAACAGAAGACCUCAAGGAUCUCAGUGCACCAAGUGCUAACGCUGGACCCGGAGGCAAAGGCGGAGGUUCAUGGCUUUUCAUAUCCCAUGAACCCGUCGACAUGUCAAAAUUUGACCAAGAUUCCAAUCUCAUGUCUUUGCUCAAUCUAUCUGUACCUAGUUCUCCCAUGCAGAAGCCCAGCUCCAACUGCAGUUACAUUCAUGUUAAGUUCGAGCCCAUGAUCUUGCACAUCUUGACAGCAUCAAUUGACCACGCUCAACGAGUCACAUCGGCAUCGCUAAGUGCAGGCUUUCGGGAAAGCGGUGCAGUGAGCUUGAACCCCACGAAGCUGGGAGAGUCGAACCCUAUGGUUGCCGUUCGCUCGGCUGGAUAUUCAUUCGAUACAAUUGUUGGGUAUCAGAAUGAACAUGACGAGAACGUUGCCAUGGUGGACGAGGCAUAUCUCCGCGCCAUGUUCAACAUCGCAAAUGAGCGAUUCAAGACGAACAUGGACAGGAUAGCACGGUUUCGCAAGGCUCUCCUGGAGCAAUACGAACCAGAAGCAGAUUCGUGUGGUUUGCGUUCUAAAACCAAAUCAUCUAAGCUGAGUUGGGAGGAUCCGGAACUUCGGAGACAAAGAAAACGGGAAGAAGGACUUGCUAGGCAACGUGCUCUGAUAGCAGAGACCGAAUCUUCUCAAAUCAUCGAAACGCCAUAG